AUGGAUGAGGAAAACGUAAGCGUGGGGGUAUCUGACGAGAUAUUAGAAGAUGCAUUGGUCCAAAUAGCGAAAACCGCAGGGCUAGAGCAGGGUCUUGUGGACGCUUCAAUGGCUGUUGCGAGCUUGCUGCGAAUGUGGAGAAUGGCAUUACCGACUGGUGUUUCAAGGAUUGUACCGCGAACUUCUGCCAGGUUGUUACCAGAAGUGUCAUCAGUGUCCGGUGUUUCGGCCUUGGUAGACGCAAUUUGGCUAGGUUUACUAAAGAAAUUGGAUCCAUCAUUGUCAUCCUCAAUCUUAGAAAAGCUUCUUCCUGGUCUCUCCGAAGAACCCGACUUGCGCCUCUCCGCUGCCCUGCAUGUGUACAGCACAUUGCUGCUCAAAUACGGCCGUCAGAGCAUGAAAGAAAAUGGACUAUCGCAGCAAUACAGUUCUGUGUCGUCGACUCUUUUGAAACGGGCUCACGAAGUGUUGGAUGUCUUUUCGCACUUCGUUCAUAUGGGCGGCGUGAGAACUAUGUCAGCCAUAGUGACGGCGCUACCGAGAUAUUGA
This is a messenger RNA of Chondrus crispus (carragheen), 549 nucleotides long. RefSeq lists its product as hypothetical. NCBI's taxonomy places the organism in Eukaryota, Rhodophyta, Florideophyceae, Gigartinales, Gigartinaceae. Bases 1 to 549 code for a protein of 182 amino acids. The transcript has a single exon. The record is from RefSeq and is a predicted model, not a curated record.